AUCCUUCUUUGUUUAUUCUUCUUCUCUGGUUCCAAUAUUGUAUUCAAAAAGCGUCACCUCCUCAUUAACCCCAAUUCCUAAUCUCUAAGUAUUAAAAUAUUAUUAUUAUAUAUAUCUCCAUCGCCAUCAACAUCGUCGUUCCGUGCCAAUUAUUCAUAGAGAGAGAAAGAAGAGAGAGAGAGAGGUAUAUAUAUAAAUAUAUAUUAGCUUCGAUUGUAUUGUGUGAUUUCAGGAUCUUCGAAAUUACUGGAUUUUAGGGUUUCGCUAAUUCGUCGACAACAACAAAAAAAAUUAAGAAUGUCUGCUGCUGUGGGUUGUGGAUACGCGCCGGGUGCUUUGGCUGUGAAUUCGUCGAGACAAAAAUUGAAGAACUUUAAUAAAAAUAAUAAUAAAAAAAAGGGAUUUAGGGUUUCAUGUGUUUCUUCUUCUGCUGUUUCUGAUCCGUACAAAACUUUGAGGAUUAACCCCGGUGCAUCUGAAUCCGAGGUUCGCAAGGCUUUCAGGCAGCUUGCUCUUCAGUAUCAUCCAGAUGUGUGUAGAGGAAGCAAUUGCGGUGUCCAGUUUCACCAAAUCAAUGAAGCAUACGAUAUUGUGAUGAGUAAUCUUAGGGGAGAGCCGACCCAACCGAUUUUGGAGAUCUACGAGCAAUACGAUGACAAUGAAAUGAGAGGAAUCUUCGAUGAAGAUUACGAGCUGUGGGAAGAGUGGAUGGGUUAUGAAGGAGCCGGUAUUCGUGAUUACUCUUCACACAUCAAUCCUUACAUAUGAUUGAUUGAUCCUGCAAAUUAUUCGAAAUAAUUUUUCUUUUUCCUUUUUUUGACGACGAAGAAAAAAAAAUGCCCACAUCUUUUACAAUGUACAUAAGUUGUUGAAGAUGUUUUGAGGUGUUUUUGUUGUAUAUAAUCAUCUUUAUUCCUUUGGUCUCCCUAUGUGUACAUAUUUUAUUUAUGGUAUGAAGAUAAGGGAAUUAGUUGAAUUCCCUAUUUAUAAUGUGUAUCUAUUUAUUGAAUGAAAUGAAAUAUUUUAUGGUA
This is a messenger RNA of Erythranthe guttata (spotted monkey flower), 1031 nucleotides long. Its product is annotated as chaperone protein dnaJ 8, chloroplastic. Lineage: Eukaryota; Viridiplantae; Streptophyta; Magnoliopsida; Lamiales; Phrymaceae. The record is from RefSeq and is a predicted model, not a curated record.